Molecule: messenger RNA, 2218 nt
Organism: Alligator sinensis (Chinese alligator)
Lineage: Eukaryota; Metazoa; Chordata; Crocodylia; Alligatoridae
Gene: IRF3
Product: interferon regulatory factor 3
Exons: 9
Coding region: 12-1304 (430 amino acids)
Biological process (GO): immune system process; regulation of transcription by RNA polymerase II
Cellular component (GO): nucleus
Molecular function (GO): protein binding; DNA-binding transcription factor activity, RNA polymerase II-specific; RNA polymerase II cis-regulatory region sequence-specific DNA binding
Source: RefSeq, a predicted model, not a curated record
GCGCUGCUGCCAUGGGGUCCCAGCGGCCGCUGCUGGUGCCUUGGCUGCGGGAACAGCUGGACAGUGGGUGCUACCCGGGUGUGUGCUGGCUCAAUGCUGAACGCACCCGGUUCCGCGUGCCCUGGAAGCACGGACUGCGUCAUGAUGCCGCGCGUGAGGACUUCCAGCUCUUCCAGGACUGGGCCACUGUCAGUGGGUGCUAUCAUGCAGGUACUGCCCCUGUGCCCUCCAUCUGGAAGAGGAAUUUCCGCUCGGCCCUGAACCGGAAACCUGAGUUCAAGGUGGUUGAGGACAACAGCUCUGAUGCCACCGAUCCCCACAAGGUCUAUGAGAUCCUGCCUGUGGGGGUGCAGGCUGGUGCAGAUGAAGCCCCCCUGGUGGCAGGGAGGGCUGACACUCUCGAUGGACCCCUAGAGCAGCUGUUAGGGGAGGGCUGCAGCCCGGACUCGGACCUGGAGCAGUACGUGCAUUUGAUGACCCUCUGCAGCCCAGAGGAGGACAUUUCUUCUCCAGAUCUCUCACUGUUUGGCCCUGGGGAGGCAGUAGGGGAUGCUGCAGUGCCUGUCCUGAGCGGGGCUGAGGUCCUACCCCCUCUGGUGCAGCCACUAUCCACCCCCAACCCCGGAGGGCUACUGCUGGGGUCAAAUGAGCUUGAUUUUGAUGUGAACGUGUACUAUCGGGGCCACCGGGUUCUGCAUACGCUGGUGUCCAGUUCCCAGGGGCUGCGUCUGGUGUUCCCCCAGUCCAGCCCCAGCCCUGCCCCAGAGCUGACGGAUGUGGUGCUGCCUGACCCGGAGUCCCUACCCGACAGGGUGCAGGCCAACUACACAGGGCGCUUGCUCCGGGGGCUGGGCCCUGGCGUGGUGCUGCGGGCCAAGGGGCGUAUCCUGGGGGGCUGCCGGCUGGGGCGCUGCCAUGCCUUCUGGGGGCUCACAGCAACGCCUGCACCUGGAGCGCUUGGUGGGGAGAUCCCCAAGGAGAGCUUCACGCCACUCUACAGCCUACCCGAGUUCAUCCAAGAUCUGAUUGGGUUCAUGGAGGGCCAGCGCAGGUCCCCUGACUAUGAGCUGUGGCUGUGCCUGGGGGAAAAGUGGCCAGACACCGAGCGGCCCUGGAACCGGAAACUCAUCAUGGUGCAGGUGGUGUUGGUGGCCCUGCAGAAGUUGCAUGAGCUGAGCCAGGCAGGUGGUGCCUCAUCUCUGCGCAGCUCGGAGCUGAACCUGCACAUCUCAGACUCACUGGGUGACGGGGGGCUGCUGGGGGCCCUGCGCAGCUGGGAGGAGCUCAUGGAUACCCAGCCCUGAGCCAGCCCCCACCCCUGCCUUGAUGGAUAGAUGGGCUCCAGCCCCCCCCACAUGGAUGGGCAGACAGACAAGCCCUAGCCCUGAGUUUGGACAUACUGAUGCAUAAGACAACCACCAUCUUCCACCCUUCCCCCAGCCUGGACAGACAGAUAGCUCUCACCCCCACCUGGACAGACAGCCAGCCCCCACUCUGGACAGACAGCUCCCACCUCCUGCCUGGAUAGACAGCUGCAUGAACAACCACCAUCUCCUGCCUGGAUGUACAGACAGCCAGACCACUGCUUCCCAACUUUCAGGAGCUAGACUGAUGCAGCUAUACCCCACUGCCCCCACUACCAGAGCUGGACAGACUCAGGGACCAAGAUCACCUUGUCUUACAGGUGGAUGGACACAGGCCACCAACUUCCCCCCCAUGCUGGACAAAGCCCAGGACAUCCCCCAAACCCUGCCUUUUGUCUGAGAAAGCCAUGGGCCUCUUGCCAUGGCUGGAUGUACACACAGACAGAUAUACAAGGCCAGAAGAUCCAACAACCCCUCCUUCCCCUGACCACACUGAAAUGGGGUGAGAUUCCCGCAGGAUCCUGAGAAGCAAGCCCAGUCCACGGCGGGAGGGGACACAAAGACCCUCUCCCCAUGGGUGAGGCACAGCCAGACUGCAGACAAAGAAUAAAGAGAUGAAGCUGUUCUGUUGCAUGUUCCUCCUCCGAGCCUCAAAUAAAAAGCCAGGAGUCCUGGCUCCCCCCUAUUCAUCUAACCCACCAGGCCCCCAUUCCCCUGCCAAAGCUGGGAAAGGACCCAGGAGUCCUGGCUCCCUGAACUACACUCAUCUCUCCAUCUGUAGAUUAAAUGGAAGACUCUAAAGAUCAGCACAGAUGGAUGCUGUUCCCUGGGAAGCAUCUGAGGGACAGCACAGC